This is a messenger RNA of Penicillium argentinense, 1065 nucleotides long. RefSeq lists its product as uncharacterized. The transcript has a single exon. The coding region runs from base 1 to 1065 and encodes 354 amino acids. The record is from RefSeq and is a predicted model, not a curated record. NCBI's taxonomy places the organism in Eukaryota, Fungi, Ascomycota, Eurotiomycetes, Eurotiales, Aspergillaceae.
AUGGAUCCAACUGAGUUGGAUGAGAUACUGUCCGAUCCCCAGCAGGUUCAGGACCGGAUAUUUGGAAGCAAAAUUGUUAUUGCCCUGGAACAGUGCAUGGUUUUCUCAACAUGGGGAGUGAAGACAUGCAUGCUGAUCCUUUACUGGCGAAUCACUAAGAACCUGCCCUCAAAUCUCUACGUCAAGGUUCUUGCCGGGUAUGUUGCGCUGGGAUUUGUCGUGAUUAUGAUCACCUACUACGGCGUGUACUGUCGACCCUUCUCGCAAUAUUGGGCGUUACCCGUGUCGAAUAUGCAAUGCGCCACGUACCAACACUAUUCAAUCACACAGGCUGUCUUUAAUAUCUCAUCUGACGCCUUCAUGUUCGCCAUCCCGAUUCCGUUGAUCAUCAAGGCUAAGCUACCUCGACGCCGUAAGGCCCUUCUCCUUGGCGUGAUGAGUCUGGGCCUGUUUACCAUCAUUGCCGCUAUACUCAACAAAUAUUUUAACUUUGCGUCACCGCUGACCACCGUGUACCAGAUCUGGUACAUCCGGGAGGCCAGUACAGCCGUCUUUGUCGCCAACAUGAUGUGCUGGUGGCCAUUGUUGCGGAAGCUGUUUGGCCUGACAACCUUCCAGUAUCACAGCACUCCUGGACAGCGAUCCCGGGGUACCGACAAUGUGAACAAGGGGAGCAACCCAUACUCCAAGUCUGUGGGCUCGCAGUCUCACGCAUCAUUUUCCUUUCCCCGUGCUUUUCAUUUUUCUCGACCCGGACUCCGGGGCUCGUCAAAGAACAACACUCUCACCGGACACGGCAACACCGAACGCUCCAGUCAAGAGGCAAUCAAUCUUUCAACAGGCGAGCUUGCGGAGGAUCUGGAGCGGGUCGAGACUAUUCCUCUCCAGGAAUGGGGCAAGGGAAGUGAGCGAGGCACUGAUGUCGAGAACCUCGCGAUUCAGGAAUCAAUCGCAAAAUUUGAAAAGCGCAGCAAUGGAGAGGAACCUCUUGAGGGUGGAAUUUAUUACACCCGCGACUUCGACAUUCGCUCUGAUUCCAGGGAACGAGCCUCUCCAUCGUCGUGA